AUGUCUGGAAUUUGCCGGGCGCGCCUCGCUGAAGAACGCAAGCAAUGGAGGAAGGAUCAUCCCUUCGGCUUCUACGCGAAGCCAAUGAAGGCUCCAGAUGGGUCUAUGAAUCUAUUGGAGUGGGAGGUCGGGAUUCCAGGAAAAGCAGGGACUCCCUGGGAAGGUGGUGUUUAUAAGCUCAUGAUGAUAUUUCCAGAGGACUAUCCUUCGAAACCCCCCAAAUGCAAAUUUGCGCCACCUCUUUUCCAUCCUAAUGUCUAUCCUUCUGGGACUGUCUGCUUGUCAAUUUUGGACGAAGAGAAAUCAUGGAAACCAGCAAUCACUAUUAAACAGGUCCUGCUCGGAAUUCAAGAGCUGCUCAACGAUCCAAAUGUAAAUGAUCCAGCGCAAAGUGAUGCAUACACUAUGUUCAAGUAA
Fibroporia radiculosa is the source of this 417-nucleotide messenger RNA. RefSeq lists its product as uncharacterized. Bases 1 to 417 code for a protein of 138 amino acids. The transcript has 6 exons. The record is from RefSeq and is a predicted model, not a curated record. Gene Ontology annotation, cellular component: nucleus. Gene Ontology annotation, molecular function: SUMO conjugating enzyme activity. Gene Ontology annotation, biological process: protein sumoylation. NCBI's taxonomy places the organism in Eukaryota, Fungi, Basidiomycota, Agaricomycetes, Polyporales, Fibroporiaceae.